AUGGAGAAAAGACGUCGUAGUAAAAUUGAAAGAACGGGAUCUGAAGAACGACAAUUGGCUGAAGAUCGAAAGAAGAGAAGAACUGAAUUGCAAAAGCAAAGGCGAGAACGAGAACGCGAGUUAUGUGAACCAGGACCUUCGUCUAGCAAUCUAAGUCAAGAAAUCCGUCAAUUGAACUUACAAAAAGACAGAGAACAUAAAAAAUCUAAUCGUUUGACUCAAUCUUCUGUAAAUGAAUUCAGUUACAAUUUAGAUAUAAAGCAAGAAACUGUUGAAGAGUAUAAUUCUAGACUUGAAAACAUCAAUCAACAGAGAAGACAAUCAAGGCACCAAGAAACUGAAGAAGGACGAAAUUCGCGUUUAGAAAGAAGAAGACAUCAACAAGCACAAAGAAAUAUACGAAACGCGUACAAAAUGACGGAUUUAACACAAAUCGAGGUGAAUGAUGUUGGAGAAAUGAACUUGAAGUGUUCGAGCUGCAAAGGAAAGCAUUUUUGGCUGAAACACAUGACAAAAAUAUGA
Molecule: messenger RNA, 522 nt
Organism: Bursaphelenchus okinawaensis
Lineage: Eukaryota; Metazoa; Nematoda; Chromadorea; Rhabditida; Aphelenchoididae
Source: the annotation of a GenBank genome assembly